CGCCUGUUGUCCGCUGUCUUCCACGACCUCUGCAAAAUUAUCUCUACGCGCUUCGUUCAAUCAACUGUAAUGGAUCCGCAGCGUUCGCAAGACCAGCAGGAUGCCACCGACGUUCUCCGCAACGCUACCUUUGUUCGCAAUGACGUGCCUGCACCCUCUCCGGAGAAUGCAGUCACGGCUUCCGAUCUGCUUCUGGGUGCUUAUGACCCCACAAAACUGCACCCAAUGGCAGGCAUAGAAGACAAGCUCGACUAUUUGCUCCUUGAGGAUGACAAGACCAGUGAUCUGCCUGGGUCUGGAACGGCUAUUCCCUCGCGAGGUUGGAGUGAUGACCUCUGUUACGGGACGGGUACCAUGUAUCUCAGCGGUCUUGCCCUUGGUGGACUCUGGGGACUUCGCGAGGGCGCGCGGAAACCUUUGGCUGUGUCUAACGCAAGGCUGCGGAUCAACGCUGUUUUGAAUUCUGUGACACGACGAGGUACUUUCGUUGGCAAUUCAGCCGGUGUCCUCGCGCUCGUCUACAACGGAAUUAACUCGACGAUAGAUCAUGUACGUGGCAAGCAUGACACACUGGGCAGCAUGGCCGCAGGCGCAUUCACCGGUGCCUUGUACAAGUCGACCGCCGGCGUAAGACCUGCGCUUGUGGCGGCAACGUUCAUUUCAGGCAUGGCGGGUGUGUGGAGCUAUGUCAAGCGCAGCGUAUAGUAUUGUACCUACCUCGUAUGUUCUUCUUAAUUGCUCCCUGUUAGACUUCCGAUUGCAUCGCCCGCGAAUCGAGAUACCCAUCACCGC
Molecule: messenger RNA, 792 nt
Organism: Phanerochaete carnosa HHB-10118-sp
Lineage: Eukaryota; Fungi; Basidiomycota; Agaricomycetes; Polyporales; Phanerochaetaceae
Exons: 4
Coding region: 70-705 (211 amino acids)
Biological process (GO): protein import into mitochondrial matrix
Cellular component (GO): TIM23 mitochondrial import inner membrane translocase complex; mitochondrial inner membrane
Molecular function (GO): transmembrane protein transporter activity
Source: RefSeq, a predicted model, not a curated record